GUAUCUGUCUCGUGUCCCCAAGAUUUUAGUCAUGCUCCGUGUCAUUGCUCUCCUCGCUGCCCUCUGUGCAGUUACUUAUGGUUGUCCAACAAUCAUCUCCAAGUCCCAGUGGGGAGGCCGUGCACCCACAUGCCGUACUGCAAUGGCUACCCCUGUUACAUACGUGAUCAUCCACCACACCGCAGGCGCAUCCUGCACCACCCAGUCAGCCUGCAUUACUCAAGUCAAGAACAUUCAGAACAUGCACAUGACCACCAACGAAUGGUGCGACAUUGGAUACAGCUUUCUGGUUGGUGAGGAUGGAAACAUAUAUGAAGGUCGUGGCUGGACUUCAGUUGGAGCUCAUGCCCCAAAUUACAACUCAAACUCCAUUGGUAUCAACAUUAUUGGAACCUUCACAAGCCGUAACCCCAACGCUGCAGCCCAGAACGCAGCCAAAGCCCUGAUCAGCUGUGGAGUCACCAAGGGCUACAUCAAGUCUGCCUACAUCCUGAAGGGACACCGUAAUGUCACCGCCACUGAAUGUCCUGGCAACACCUUCUACAACACAAUUAAAACCUGGCCUCGCUUCCAGGCCUAAGCCCCCCACAUCUCAGAUCUGCACGGCAUGAUCAUAAAGAGUCAAGAAUUACCUACGCCUGCCCCGUGCCGGGCACUAAUGUACAAUCUUUACAUGUGAAUAAACAAUGGAAAACCUCA
Bombina bombina (fire-bellied toad) is the source of this 699-nucleotide messenger RNA. RefSeq names its product peptidoglycan-recognition protein SC2. NCBI's taxonomy places the organism in Eukaryota, Metazoa, Chordata, Amphibia, Anura, Bombinatoridae. Gene Ontology annotation, molecular function: N-acetylmuramoyl-L-alanine amidase activity; zinc ion binding; peptidoglycan binding. The record is from RefSeq and is a predicted model, not a curated record. Bases 32 to 580 code for a protein of 182 amino acids. The transcript is spliced from 4 exons. Gene Ontology annotation, biological process: innate immune response; peptidoglycan catabolic process.